This is a messenger RNA of Diabrotica balteata, 915 nucleotides long. The record is from the annotation of a GenBank genome assembly. Lineage: Eukaryota; Metazoa; Arthropoda; Insecta; Coleoptera; Chrysomelidae.
UGACAAUCGACAGAAUUGUCAAAUUUAAAGUAUUGAUCAAAACAUUCAGUACUAAACUUCUUAAAAGAAAAAGAAAAUUCAGUAUGAGUUGUCCGGUUAAAAGUCAAUGUCAAGCAGCUAAGGGAAAAACUUACAGGAUCGUAAUGAUACGCCACGGAGAAUCCGAAUGGAAUAAAAUGAACCUUUUUUGCGGAUGGGUCAAUUCCGAAUUGAGCGAAAGAGGCAGAAAUGAAGCCGUAAGAUCUGGCAACGCUAUCAAAGAAGCGGGUUUGAAAUUCGAUCAAGCAUACGCUUCAGUAUUAAAGAGAUCUCAGGAUACACUAAAGACUAUUUUAGAAAUUAUAGGCCAAACAGACAUCCCCACUGAAUAUACUUGGAGAUUAAAUGAAAGACAUUACGGAGGACUUACAGGUUUAAACAAAUUAGAAACGGUUGAAAAAUAUGGAGAACAACAAGUUCAAAUAUGGAGAAGAAGUUUUGACGUACCCCCACCUCCUCUAACUCCCGACCACCAAUAUUACAAUGUUAUACUAAACGAUCCAAUAUAUGCCAAUGGGCCACCUAAAGACCAAUUUCCUAUGUUUGAAUCUUUAAAACUUACUAUUGAGCGAACACUACCAUUUUGGAAUGAGACUAUAGUGCCGGCAAUGAAGUCAGGAAAACGAAUAAUAAUAGCAGCACAUGGAAAUAGUCUGAGGGGGAUUGUCAAACACCUAGAUCAAAUGUCAAAUGAAGAAAUCAUGAAACUAAAUCUUCCUACAGGUAUACCUUUCGAAUAUGUUCUGGAUGAAAAUAUGAAACCAAUAAAAAGCUUGCAGUUCAUGGGCGAUCCUGAAACAGUCAGAAAGGCAAUGGAAGAAGUUGCAGAUCAAAUAAAAAAGAAGUGAUUAUACAAUACUGUAAAUACUGAACUAU